AGCAUCAACACGUAUGAAAAGUUCAGUGUCAAGACAAUUCUUAAAAAUAUCAAACCUAUACAUAAUUAGAGACAUAAAUCAAAAAGUCUUUUUUUUAUUUUAACGUCUAUUUAGAUUAUCGGAGAGAAGUAUAAUUAUUAUUUAUUUAAUGAAGUUAAAAACUACCCCACUGCAAAGAACAAAUAUCAUAAAUACGUUUUAACUUUUUCUCAUGCUUUGUCUUAAGAGACCAUUGCAUUAAGCGAGCAUUUUAGAUGUUUCCUUUGCGUGGUCGCUUAAUUAAUGUUUGUCUGAUAUCGACAUGAAACUUAACGGCUAUAUCUUAUAAAGUUUAUGUAGGGCUAGCUUUAAGAUAUAUAUGAACCAUGUUUAAACAAAUUCAAAUGCCUUUAAAAUACCAAGGCCUCUAUGAUAGGAGGUGAUAAUUCAGGUAUACUAACGAACCGUGAAGGCACUGAUUACAAAACAUUGAUCGUUGUGUUUCUUAUCCCUGCAAAUUGAACAAAUGUUUAAAUAUAUUAACAUAUGCACAUUCAAUGUUCGGUAAUUGGACAAGUUAGAGCCGUUCAAUAACGUUUCUCCCGAUAUCAACGAUUAGGGAUAGUUUUGCUUUAGCUUCUAGAAAUUGAAUAUUUUCAGUAUUAUUUUACAAGGAAUAUUUUUUAAAAUUAAUAUGAAAUGAGAGAAAGCCAACGCAGAAUCUUAUAAAAGGACAGAUUCAUGCUUGUAAAGUUACUAGACAAGUUUUUGAUUGCUGAUAAGAAACGAGACUUAAUUGUGAUAAGACAUAUCGGAAAACGAAAAAUCUUGAAAAGUAAUUUUAGUUAUUCUCGAUUUUUGUUACAAACAAUAAUAUGCCUUCACGUUAUUCAAAAAACGAUUUGCGUAUUUUAAAACUGUACGCCUCUUUGGAACGGAUUGCUAUGAAUGAUGAUAUGGAGAGCAAAGAGCUUGAAGAAAUGAAAUCGAAUUUUACAUCGUUCUUUGCAUAUCUGAAUAAAACAGGAAAAAAAGAAAAAAAACGUUAUCUAUUGGAUUCAAUUAAAAGUGAAACCUUUCUCCGGACUACACAAGUACUCGAAGCUGAUUUGAGGGAGAUCGGUAUAAAAAAAAUUACCGAUUUUAAGCUAAAUGGGGAGUCACUAUUAUUUCGUGCAAUGUCAAUCAAAAAGGGAAAUGGUCUGCGAAAGGACAUCCUUGAAGACAUUAUUAUAAACUUGAUUGAGAAUUUUCCGGAUCUCAUCACUUUGGAACAGUUUCAUAAAUCCAAUGAGAGUACAGGAGUUACCCCCAUUCAUCUUGCCGUAGUGCAAGAGAAUCCAGAGCUCCUACAUUUAAUGGCAAAAAGUAUAGAAAAUAGUUUUAAAGGGGCAAUAAAAAACGCAACCGGUGAAAAAUUUCAAGGCACAGUAAUGAUGGCUGGAUCUCUACUUGGCAUUGCUUCUUUGAAAUGCAACGAGAAAAUAUUCAGCAUUAUUCUCGAGAAGUUUGAUCAUGAGAUGGAUGUUACAAAUGAAAAAGGUGAUAAUAUUAUCCAUUCUCUAAUAAAAUAUGCUUGUUUUCAACCUGAUAAACUAGACUCAGUACUCAACAUGUUAAGAUACAUCAUAUCUUGCAAAUUUCUUCCAAUUGAAUCGGGAAAACAGAAAAACAAAAUCAGAAAUGUAUGCGGAUUUUAUGUGGAAAAUGACAGCAAGUACAGGAAGCAAGUUGGAAAACUAUUGAUGAUGAAAAAUAGGGAAAAGCUUACACCUCUACAAUUAGCAACUAAACGGCAGCAGUUCAAAAUAUUUGAAAUUAUAUUGAACGAUGAGGUAUGCUUAUUUUUUAUAUUUUUAAACACCUUAAAUAAUAUAAAUUAUGCGAAUGUGAACAAAUAUGCAAUGCUAACAAGACGAUUUUUGUUUGCUUUUCUUUUCGGUGCCUUCAAGGGGACAGUCAUUUUCACUGGCAUUGAAACAUUUUUCGUAUACUUAUCACAGGAAUCAAAUGAUGGUAUUUUCCAAAGAAACCAAUACGACAUCACAGAGAUAGAAACACUUGCAUUGAAAAGUGACGUCAAAGGAGCAGAUAAUGAGGACAUCAAGGACGAGAAUCACGAAUCCGUAUUGGAAUUUGUUCUUCAUCACCAAACAGCUAACGCUUUUUUGUUUUCAAAUGUCACCCCUUUGAAAGAAAUUAUCAAAGAAAAAUGGAAUCACUACAAAAAAUGGAUAUAUGGAAGCUUUGCUUUAUAUUUGGUCUUUUUGGUUCUUUUGUCUAUUUCUGCCGUUUACAGGUCACAUUUAAAAGAGACAGUAAACAAAAAUGAUACAGCUCAGUUUUUGUACUGUGUAACGAAGAAUGGUUUUGUCACUUUUGUUUCAGUUCUUGGUCUCAUUUUUGAUAUCAUAGUGAUUGUCAUAAUCAUAACAAAAUUCAUGCUUGGUAUCGGAGAAUUAGAUAUACUUUUUCAAGCAAGGAAACCAACAUUAGCCGUGCUGGUAUUUUUGCUAUUUGUUCUUCUAACAACUAUUCUUCUUCUAAAUGCACUUAUUGCAAUGAUGUCCAAUACUUGCACAGAUUUGAUGAACAACCAUACUGGUUAUUCAGCCUCAAAGAUGCAUUAUCGUCUCCAAAAGUUAGCUUUAAUUGUGUUUCUUGAGAGUUUUCUUCACAACGGGUCACUUAAACGGGUCGGUGAGACCAGACAUAAUAUCAAUAGGUAUGACAAUGAGGUACAAAAAUUUGUUAAAAAAGAUCGGCUAUUCUGGACACAAAGUUUUGUGAAGGAAGAUGUAGAAACGGCCAUUGAACCUUCGGACGAGCAGUUGCAACAUAUAGACAGGACAACUAUUUUAAAGAACGAACUGAUUGAAACGAUUAAACAGGGACAAGGUCAACUACCAAAAGUGAAGAGACCUAAAAAUGCAAAACGUAAAGUUUCAGAUAUAUUAGCCUUUCCCUCGGAACUCCAGACAGUACAAAAACGCCUUGACAUCAAAGAUUAUGAGCAAAGACAAUGUGGACGAUGUAUGGAUGAAACAGUGACAUGUUUGCAGUCACAAGAAAUAAAAGAGGUCACAGAAUUUAUUUGACAUUUUUGUAAGUCAAUACAAAUUUAAGGUUAUACCCGAAAUAAUCUAUUGUCUAUUGCGUGUGUUACACUUAUAAUGUACAAUAGAAAAUAGAUUCCGAUUUAUAAACUUAACCAUUUGUUUUGAGAAUAAUACUAGUAACUGAUUGAUAGUGCAAAGAUUUAAUCGUUACAAAAACGAUUGUAAUGACCUUCAAAUAUGUGUAACGUUACAUUACGUUUAUGUGUAUAAGCAUGAAGCGUGUUUAUAGCUUUACCUGUUUGUUAAACUUUAUGCAAUUUAAUGUUUCAAUGUAACCUUUCCAACGACUGAUGUUAAAAAAAUAUGCAAAUACAUGUAUAUUCUGUAUGUAAAUAUACUUAAUGUGUAAACUGUAAUCCACUGGUACGAACACAAUACGUUGUAUUUAUUUCAUUUCAUCUGUAAUAAAUUGAAUACACUUUGAUCAAGAUUUAUGUAUAUGUGAAACAUUUUUAAUUUUCUUUAAACAUCAGGACAUUUGAAUUAAA
Messenger RNA from Ruditapes philippinarum (Manila clam), 3586 nucleotides. RefSeq lists its product as uncharacterized. The transcript is spliced from 4 exons. Gene Ontology annotation, molecular function: calcium channel activity. NCBI's taxonomy places the organism in Eukaryota, Metazoa, Mollusca, Bivalvia, Venerida, Veneridae. Gene Ontology annotation, cellular component: membrane. Gene Ontology annotation, biological process: calcium ion import across plasma membrane. The coding region runs from base 855 to 3077 and encodes 740 amino acids. The record is from RefSeq and is a predicted model, not a curated record.